Messenger RNA from Trypanosoma grayi, 462 nucleotides. RefSeq lists its product as hypothetical. Lineage: Eukaryota; Euglenozoa; Kinetoplastea; Trypanosomatida; Trypanosomatidae. The record is from RefSeq and is a predicted model, not a curated record. The coding region runs from base 1 to 462 and encodes 153 amino acids. The transcript has a single exon.
AUGAACGUGACGGUGCCGCACCGCGGGGGGCCGUCACGCAGCGCAUCGGCGCGGCGGCCGCGGAGUUCGCAGAGCACCCGGGCGUCGGGGACGUUGCUGAAGCUGCCGGCCAUCGGGCCUGCCGGGCGCUAUAGCGUUGCGUCGGUCUCCUCCAAGUCCAGCGCUCGGCAGAAACGCGAGCAGCGCGAUGCGGAGCUCGUGCUAGAGGAGGGUGUGCACCACGUGUGUGGGGUGAACGCGCGCGAGACGAUGGACGUGAUGCUGAAAGUUGUGGCGGNGGCCCUAUCACCCUGCGCAAAGGAAAACCGCUGUGGCAGCGCGUGCAGGAGAUUGUGGCGGCCGCCAACCAGGAGGGACUACGUCGUGUACACACGGCGGUUCCGCCAGACGAGGUGCGCUUCUUCUUUGACAAGUCGCUGGACCUCAUUGAGUUGCCUAAAAAACCGGUCCCUGGGGUUUUAG